UUUUAUUAAUUACUUAUGCCAUCACUUUUUCCUGUACAUCACUUGUUUACGUAGUCAAAAUAAAUAAUAUAUACACAUAUGAACUGGAAGAGUAGUUUCUCGUUGUGUUUUUGAAAGUCUAUGAGUGGUUUGCAAUGUCAGCUUCGAUCAAUGUUUUUUUACUUGUUUUGUGUUUAUAUGAUCUACAGUUCAUUCAUUCAAGCAACUCUGUGACAGAGACUAAUAUCUGCAAAAAUUUCACAGAAAAUUACGUCAACCGAAAGAAAUACAUAUCUUUAAAUCAACUAUCCAACACGUGUGAAAAUGAAUCAUGUUUUGGGCGGACCAGGAAAUUUGAAGUAUUUUUUAAUAUUAAACUGGAUCCACAUGAAUGUUACAUAAAUGUUGUCAGUCGUGAAGAUAUAAACGAAUACAGUAUAAAUAGUGGUUGCUGGGGAUAUGCAUAUGAAUAUACAACAACAAAUGGAACAAAUACAACUAAUUAUUCUCAAUUCAGCAAGAGUUGGAAUGAAGCUGUAUUUACCAUACCAGUAAGUUGCAAUAAGAAACAAACUUACAAUUUCUCGAUAUAUUAUCUACCUUCGCGUUUAUUGUCCAAAGAGAGUUGGACAUCAUUCAGCAAAUGUGAAUUCGCCAUCCUCCAAUUUUUACGACAAAACGUAUCGGAAGCAAGAUGUUUUAAUUCGACAGCCUUAAAUGAAAAAAGAAAGUUUGUUGAAGCCAUGUGCAAAAAACACUCAGACAAUGAAGAAAUGGUUCUAGCAGAUUUGAAGAAUAGAUUAACUGCAGAAAACUGCGCACAUGAAAUACUGGUCAUGUCUGGGAAAGUUGACCCAGAUUUUAUCUGCAAUAAGACGCACUUCAUUAAAGCAUAUGUUAGGCAAGAUAAAUAUGCAUCAUUAACGAAAUUAUCAAACACAUGUCGUAAAAUUAAUGAGGAUAAACCAAAUUGUAUCGGACCGGUAUUGAAUUUUAAAAUUCUCUUUGAUUCAAAACUGUAUCCAGAUCAAUGUUACAUUAAUGUUACCAGUCAUGAAGAUAUAUCCGAAUUCAGUGUCAAUGGUUGUUGGGGAUAUGCAUAUGAAUAUACCACAACAAAUGGAACAAAUACAACUAAUUAUUCUCAAUUCAACAAGACUUGGGAUGAGGCUGUAUUUACCAUACCAGUAAGUUGCAGUGAGAAACAAACUUAUAAUUUCUCGAUAUAUUAUCUACCUACACGUUUGCUCAAACAACUACGGUGGAGUCCGUCAGAAUCAUGUGAAUACCGCGUGCUGGACUAUUUAUAUCGGGAGGCUUCGAAUAAAAGAUGUCAACCUAUUCCUGAUGUAUCCGAAAGAUCAAAUUUCGCUAACAUACUUUGCAAGAACUUCUCAGGCAACGCGGAAUUGGCUGUAAAAAAGUUGGCAGAUUGUUCACCAACUUUCGAUCCUAAAUCUAUCUGUAGAAAAUCAUAUUUCAAAGAACAUUACAUCAAGCCUGAUAAAUACAAAUCUUUACAGAACUUGUCUCUAACCUGCAAAGAGGCGUACUAUCACACCUGCUAUGGAAGCCCAAUGAAUUUUACCUUUUCGCUUAUAACAAAAACAAAUUCAAAUUGCUAUUUGCUCAUUCUCUCAACAGAAGAUAUACGCAAGGAUAGCGAAAACAUUGGUUGUUGGGGAUUUGCAUACGAAUAUACAUCGAAUGGGAAAAAAAUAACUAAUUAUUCUCAAUUUAACAAGAAAUGGAAUGAAGCAAAGUUCAUAGUACCCAUAAGCUGCAUGGAAAAAAAGACAUAUACUAUGUCAGUAUUUCUAUUGCCAACACGGAUUUUAUUGCGUGAACAAUCAUGGACUUCGCCUAAUCAAUGCGAAUUUCAAGUAUUACAACUGUUGCGCAAAAAAAUUAUCGAGAAUGGCUGCAGCAAUGCUAUAGACCAGCAUACAAGACUACAGUUUUCAGGCAUGGUUUGCAAGAAGCAUACCGAUGUAUUGGAAACACUAGGCGAAUCCUUGUCUAUUCAAAACUGCGAACUUACAAUACGUAGUGUGUCUCACAAGAAGCAAGAUUAUAAGGAUAUCAUAGCAGGGGUAACAUCUUCAGCAGUCUUUGUUAUGAUCCUUGUUAUAUGCAUGCUUCGAUUCAUUAAACGAAAGAGAAGUCUUGAAUCCGGAAGUUAUCUAACUGAAUUUCCACUUAAUGCAGAAGAAGAUACAAUAAAUGAUGCUCCAACAGUCAUGAUCCUAAAUCGGCCAGGAUGCGAAUUGUUGGAAAACUUUCUCCGUGACUUCGCGUUUAUUCUCAAAUCAUACUCAGUCAAUGUUAAAAUGGCAUUACUGGAACAAAACGAACUUGAUGCAGAUGGUGGUAUAGCAACAUAUAUGCAAAAAAAUAUUUCCAAGUGCGAUUAUAUUCUCAUUAUGUGCACUGAAAAUACGAAUGAAAAUCAUGUCAUCAUAAAACACAGACCUUAUGAAUUUGCAUUAAAGAUUAUUGGCGGAAUGGCGUUCCAUGAAAAUGAUUGUUCUCGUUACAUUCCUAUAUACUUAACAUCCUACCAAGAGGCAGUGUCAAUUUUGCCAUCGUUUCUAAAUGCAUCACAAACAUUUGGAUAUCGUUUACCGGACGAUAUAAGCAAGCUCAUUCAAAACCUUACAAACAGAGACAGUAUGUUAUCAAGUACGGAAAGAGAAACAAAAGAUAAUUUUUUUAUUCGGAAAAUGAUGGAUAACCGUAAAAAAAUGCUCGCAUUAGAACAUUCAAAUUGUAUCCAGGAGUAUUGUACAAAAGGUACGUCUAGAGGUAGCGUUGUGAAUUUAUCAUCCAUUUGGCCAUCCACGGUGCAAUCAAGAUGGUCAUCCACAGAAUCAUUAGACUGUGACGGUAGAAACGCAGGAAUGGAGUUACUGCCGUCUGACAAUACAACCAUGUUGUGCAAAUAUAACACUAUGUUGAAUGGGAAAGCAAUGACUGAAGAAGAAAGACAAGAAAGGGUCAAAUUGGUCAAUGGAUUCAUUGAUGAUCCUGUUUGAAUACGAGGAAGGAAAUUAUUAGCACCAAAUGAAUUACUGGUUGUGAAAACGUGAUUCGCAUUUCCGCCCCAUUUAAAUAUGUAAAAGAAAUGUAAUGCAAGGAAUUGAUGCCAAUGCAUCAUAAUACUUAUGUGAAAAACCAUAAAAAAGGAGAUACAUUUCUUAUCUCUCUUGUUUCUAUCACACAACUAUCCUUAAAUUUAUAGGUAGAAUUAAAAAAAUUCAAAAGUAAAAGUGUUACAAUAAACGUUUUUAACCUGAAAUCCUAAUAUCAAAUAGAUUUAAGAUAAAGUUAUUUGACAGAGGAAUUUGCAUACUAGUGGAUGAUGUUUUAC
Messenger RNA from Hydractinia symbiolongicarpus, 3349 nucleotides. RefSeq lists its product as uncharacterized. Lineage: Eukaryota; Metazoa; Cnidaria; Hydrozoa; Anthoathecata; Hydractiniidae. The transcript is spliced from 26 exons. The record is from RefSeq and is a predicted model, not a curated record. Bases 135 to 3014 code for a protein of 959 amino acids.